CCCCAGCUGUAAACAUGGCCGGUAUCAUGGCACGAAGGAUUUUACGAAUAUUUCCCGAAUUACGCUCAACUAGUAUCCUUCAAGUCAAGAAUGUUCAGCACCAUCUGCCUUUGUGUUGGAAUAGCCAUGCAGUCUUGGAGCAGAUUACAGCCCCUCGCACAUCAGUCAGCCAGCCGAGCCUUCAUACCAAGGAUCAUUUAGGACUUUGGUACAAGAUUGAACCAGAAGUCCUCAAACAGCUGUACAACUUAGGAGGCAUACCCAAGAAAUAUGCUGUCCAAGCCAAAACAUUCAAUGAAACUUGCCUGAUGGUGAGGGAACCAGCUCUCACAGUGAUUGACCUGAUCAAGCGGUCCAACUUGUCCCUGCCACCUAACAAAUUUUUGUUAUAUGGUCGUGAUGGUGUUGGAAAGACUUUAUCCCAGGCCCAUAUCCUCCAUUACUUGGCUGAAGAGGGCUGGCUACUUAUUCAUCUUCCAGUUCCAUCAGCAUGGCGAAGAGAUAUCAAGGAGGUUGUCCCAUCCACAAGCGUUCCAGGACGAUUUGAUCAUCCUCUUCAGGCGGCACUUUGGCUGCAGCAUUUUAGAUCUCAAAACUCGGAAUUAAUGAAGACACUUCAGCUGGAAACAUCCAUGACUUACACAUGGACUCGCCGCGAAUCAACGGAAGCUGGAUCGCCACUAAUGGCUUUGGUUGAGCAAGGAGUUGGUCGGGCAAGAUUUGCUUCUGACUGCAUCAUGGCUCUUGCAACAGAAAUCAAGAAACAUGCUACAGAUGGCAGGUGUAAGGUAGCCGUAGUCGUGGAUGGCAUCAAUACCUUCUACUGUCCAAAUACCUUGUAUCGCCGAGAGGAUCGAACAAUUGUUGAGCCCGACAACUUCACGCUUUUCCAAGCUUUCAGUCAGUUUUUUGACAGUGAUUGGAAAAAUGGUGUUGUAGUUGGAUCAGUUGACAGGAUGGCAAAUGACGGUGGAAGACGAGAAUCCCAUUUACCAAGAUAUUUGCUAAGACGGAAAGGCUGGGAGAAACUUGACCCUUUCAUCCCCAUUCCCGUCGACAACUACAAUGAGCUAGAAAUGGAAAGUGUUAUCAACUACUAUGUCGACCGGCACUGGCUACAGACAGUGGAUGGAGCCUCAGCAGAAGGGCGGAAGGAAUUAAAGGCACUCAGUGGAUAUAACCCGAUGACUCUUAUGGAAGUGUGCAAUGCCCUUUAAUAUGCGGUGGUCUUGGCCUCGGUGGAUAUUGUUAAUAGUUGUAAAUUUGUAAAGAAUGUUAGUCAGAAGUU
Molecule: messenger RNA, 1288 nt
Organism: Penaeus indicus
Lineage: Eukaryota; Metazoa; Arthropoda; Malacostraca; Decapoda; Penaeidae
Gene: mRpS29
Product: small ribosomal subunit protein mS29-like
Exons: 9
Coding region: 15-1217 (400 amino acids)
Biological process (GO): apoptotic process
Cellular component (GO): mitochondrial ribosome; mitochondrial small ribosomal subunit
Molecular function (GO): structural constituent of ribosome
Source: RefSeq, a predicted model, not a curated record